This is a messenger RNA of Lichtheimia ornata, 2733 nucleotides long. Its product is annotated as leucine-tRNA ligase. The coding region runs from base 1 to 2733 and encodes 910 amino acids. NCBI's taxonomy places the organism in Eukaryota, Fungi, Mucoromycota, Mucoromycetes, Mucorales, Lichtheimiaceae. The transcript is spliced from 15 exons. Gene Ontology annotation, molecular function: ATP binding; aminoacyl-tRNA deacylase activity; leucine-tRNA ligase activity. The record is from RefSeq and is a predicted model, not a curated record. Gene Ontology annotation, cellular component: mitochondrion. Gene Ontology annotation, biological process: leucyl-tRNA aminoacylation; mitochondrial translation.
AUGCUUCGGUACCAACUGCGUGCUUGGGUCAAUCCGUCAUGCACAACGACGCGCUCAUUAUCGACUCAACGACAUGCUCAGCGUCUCUAUGCAACUUCCACUCGAAAGUCUCCAGUCGAUUUUGCCGCAAUCGAAGCCAAGUGGAAGGCCCGUUGGGCUGAAUCGCCACCAUUCCAACGUGCAGACGAUAUCAGCGGCAAGCCCAACUAUUACGUACUCUCCAUGUUUCCUUAUCCAAGCGGCAUGCUUCAUAUGGGCCAUGUGCGUGUUUAUACCAUCAGUGACACGUUGCAACGUUUCCGCCGUAUGAAUGGAUACAAUGUGCUUCAUCCAAUGGGUUGGGAUGCUUUUGGAUUACCUGCUGAAAAUGCUGCUAUUGAACGAGGAGUACAUCCAGCUGAAUGGACCAUCAAGAAUAUCGAUGCCAUGAAGGAGCAAAUGAAAAUGUUGUCAUUGGACUUCGAUUGGUCAAGGGAAUUGGCAACGUGUGAUCCAGAGUAUUAUCGAUGGACGCAAUACAUUUUUCUCGAAAUGUACAAGGCUGGUUUGGCUUAUCAAAAGGAGGCUGUGGUAAAUUGGGAUCCAGUGGACAAGACUGUAUUGGCCAAUGAGCAGGUUGAUCAUGAGGGACGAUCAUGGCGUUCGGGCGCAUUGGUCGAAAGGAAAAAGCUGAAACAAUGGUUCUUCAAAGUCACCGAGUUUUCAAAUGAAUUAUUGAAGGAUAUCGAUCUCUUGGAAAAUUGGCCUGAUCGCGUCAAGCAAAUGCAACGCAACUGGAUAGGCAAAUCCACAGGAGCAGAAUUUGAGUUCCCCUUGGCCACUCCUAGCAACCAAACACAAUCACUCAAAGUAUUCACCAGUCGACCUGAUACCAUCUUUGGAGUCCAGUACCUUGUUGUAUCACCUGAACAUCCCUUGAUUUCAAAGGACUCUUUGCCAGCCGAACAAUCAAGCUCAGUUUUGAACUUUGUGCAAGAGCUAAACAAGGUGCAAAACAUGGAAGAAGCUGAGCAGAGCAAAAAGGGCAUGUUUACUGGCUUAUAUGCGGAUAACCCUUUAACGGGUGAUCAGAUCCCUAUUUAUGUUGCUCCUUAUGUUCUCGCCGAUUAUGGUACUGGUGCCGUGAUGGGUGUCCCUGCACAUGAUAAACGUGAUUGGGAGUUUUGCCAUGCCAACAACGUGGUCGAUAAGGUUAAAUUUGUUGUGGAGCCAAGCAUCAAAGAAGUCGGCAAGCCAUUGGAUCAAUCCGAGCCAUUUACAGCAAAGGGGGUGCUUACAGCUCUUUCAGGCCCAUACGCUGGUAUGAAAUCCAAAGACGCUAUGAAGGCUGUUAUGCGUGAUUCCCAAAAGAUCGGUUUCGGUAAACCAGCGACACAGUAUCGACUCAAGGAUUGGCUGCUUUCACGCCAAAGAUAUUGGGGCGCACCUAUACCUAUCAUCCAUUGUCCUGAAUGCAAGGUUGUCCCUGUACCUAAAGAGCAGCUCCCCGUUGUACUUCCCUUGGAUGUUGAGUUUAGCGGCAAAGGUGGCUCUCCAUUGGCUCGCUCUGAAGAUUGGGUGAACUGCAAAUGUCCAAAAUGCAAUGGUCCUGCAAAGCGUGAAACCGAUACCAUGGAUACAUUUGUGGAUUCCUCCUGGUACUUUAUGCGAUUUACCGAUGCUCAAAACAAGACAUUGCCAUUCGAUCCUAAGAAGGCUUCAGAACGCUUACCCGUGGAUGUCUACAUUGGCGGUGUGGAACAUGCAAUUCUCCAUCUUCUAUACUCGCGAUUCUUUUCCAAGUUCUUGCUGAAGCAAGGAGCAUACACAGCUGCACCAGGCACCAAGCCGGGCAAUGGGGAGCCAUUCAAUGUGUUACUCACCCAAGGCAUGGUUCACGGCCAAACUUACAAAGAUCCAUCGACUCAAAGAUUCUUGAAGCCCGAGGAAGUGGAUACUACAGAUCCAGCAAACCCAAAGAUUGUUGCUACUGGCGAGAAACCUCUUAUCAGCUUUGAGAAAAUGUCCAAGAGUAAAUACAAUGGUGUGAAUCCAGUGAGCGUUGUACAAGAGCAUGGUGUCGAUUGUGCAAGAUUACAUAUUUUGUACAAGGCCCCGCCAUCUGAAGUCUUGGAAUGGGAAGAUGUGAGCAUUGUGGGUAUGCAACGUUGGCUUGCCAAGGUCUUGAAGCAAGCUGAAUCUGCAAAGACAACGACAAGUACACAACUACCAUCGCUUGACAACAUGACGGAUUCCGAGCGCAACCUUUUCCGUGAGACGCAUAAUACCAUCAAGCAAGUGACUGAAAGCAUGUCAUCCACUUACAGCUUGAAUACCGCCAUUUCCGAUCUUAUCAAGCUCUCCAACAGUAUCGGUUCAUCAAAGCUCGAAGCAUCAUCACCUAUUUAUCAACAUGCUGUGCAAUCCCUUAUCACCAUGAUGGCACCCAUGGCACCCAACAUGGGCGAAGAAUGCUGGGAGACAUUGAAUGGAGUUGGCUGCGAAAGCGUAUUCAAGCAAUCCUGGCCUACAUGGGAUGAAAAGGCUCUUGAAAAAGAUAGCAUUGAUUGCAUCAUUCAGAUCAAUGGCAAGACACGCUUAAGCAUUAAUGUACCUGUGGCUACAACCAAUCAGCCUGAAAAGAUUGAACAACUUGUGCGUCAAGAUCCUCAAGGCCAAAAAUGGCUUGCCGAUAAGCCUGUGCGUCGUGCUAUCGUAGCAAAGAAUGGUCAACUUGUAAAUUUUGUCAUCUGA